Molecule: messenger RNA, 2600 nt
Organism: Larimichthys crocea (large yellow croaker)
Lineage: Eukaryota; Metazoa; Chordata; Actinopteri; Sciaenidae
Product: clathrin coat assembly protein AP180-like
Exons: 3
Coding region: 1893-2258 (121 amino acids)
Source: RefSeq, a predicted model, not a curated record
GUCUGUCUGUGCGUCUGUUUGUGUGAAUAUGUUUGAGUCAGUGGUGGAAAGUAAAGUACAUGUGUACUCUAAGUGUACAAAGUACUUAAAACUGAACUCACUCCUCACUGCAAUGCAAGAACAAUGCUCUUUCUUUAUUUCCAUAGCUUAAUAAGCUGGUUUACUAGCUACAGCACAUUUCAGCUGAUAAUCGAUGGUUGCUGGGUAGAAAUGAUUACCCUGCUUUUGUCUACAUGUGUUAAUUAAGAGAUGAGAUAGACUUUAAUGAUCCCACACUGUGGAAAUUAUAUAUGAUUCAGUAAUCACUAAUUGACUUUAAUAAAGACAUCAGCAUGCAUGCCGUUCUUCACCAUCCUUUGCUCACCAUAAACGUAAAAAAGGUUAGACAGGUUAGAUUUGAUACAUGAUCCACACGUUUGAUGUCUUAAUUUCACCAUGAAACUAUUGUUGUCACCUGCAUGUCAUUGUAGCACCCUGCUGAAAGUAGUGAAUUUGCUACGUUAUUGUAAACUGCAUGCUGUGUGAAAGCAAAAAGCUUCACAGGCAUUGCCACAGUUACUAAGAUAGCGUAUACUCCACCACAGCAUAGUUUUUUGUUCUCCUACAUUUAUCUAAACUAUAUUCUAACUAAGAUAUGUUUAGACCAAAAUACUGAGCUAAUUAAAGGACCAGUGUGCAGGAUUUAGCAGCAUCUAGUAGUGUAGUUGCUGGUUGAAACACCGAAGGAGAAAAUAAGGGGGCUGCAAAACAUGCCAAAAAUGAACAAGGCCGUAUGUAAAGCUUGUGUUUAGUUUGUCCAUUCUGGGCUACUGUAGAAACAUGGCAGUCCAAUAUGGUGGACCAGCAGCAUCUGUAGAUUUAAAAUGCUCAUUCUAACAUAAUAAGAACAUAAAUUCUUAUUUUCAGCUGAUUAUACACAUAUUAAAACAUAGUUAUGAAUAUUGUGCUCCAUAUCUGACACAUUAUGUUCUUACACACUGAACCUUUAUGCUCUCUACAUAGUAUUAAAUCAACAUUACUAAUGAUAAUAAUACUCCAGUAGGCCUCUUUUCAGACAUUUUGAUAUGUCGCAGUAAGAAAAGCAAAGUGGUGUAAUGACUUUUUAAUCCGUAUGGACAAUAAAUAUGAAGGUACCACCAGUAGACAGUUAGCUCAGGACAAAAACUGGAAAACUUUUUAUAUAACUAAACAAAUAAGAUAUAAAAUGUUAUUCAGUGAGCUUAAGAGGGGCAGUGAGUUUUUUCCACCACUGGUUUGAGUGUCGUGAAUGAAAAGAUAUGUGAUAACUUACAAACCUGUUUGUGUGUGUGUGCAGUUCUUGUUGGUCUCAAGUUGUAAUCUGAGUUUCAUCUCGAGGCGUUGUGAGGGGACAGUAGGCGUGCAGAUUUGUUUUUCAUUACCGCUGGGGUCUGGACAGUGCUAUUGUUGUUACCAUGGCGAUCAAAGACAGCGCUCUAGCUCUCAUGUUUUGGCAUCAGAAGAUUUGUGCAUUUUCUGUUGAGGAGAAGGACGCCUGUGGCAGUGGUCUGGUUUUAGUUGUGGUUUGUUCCUUUGGUUUAUAGACUGUGAAGGUGUCUAUAAGAUGUAAUAUCUGUUUCCACUGACAACAGGAGUGUGUUGGAGCUCUGCAAAUUCUCUCCUAUCGUUCCUUUCAGAUUCUUUCUCCUCACUUUCAUGUUUAUGGCAUUGUUUCCAGUCAUCAUCACAUGAAAUGUGUUAUUUAUUCUGUUUUGUACUAAAGUCAUUGUUGUCUAACAUUCCCCUUCACUCUCCAUGUGUUACAUUUCUUCCUCCUCAACCUCCCCACCCCACUUCUUCCCCCCAAAGACCCCUUCGCUCCCUCGGAAGGUAGCACCAACGCGGCAGCAUCUUCAGGUCUAGACCUUUUCAGCAUGACGACAGCGGAGAAUAAUAACCCGGGUAGCUCGCUGGAUGCCUGUUUUAGCUCUGUGGUGCCCCAGCCGUCCCCCUCCCCUUCCCCGUCACCGCUCUUCACCUCUGCUUCCAGCACCAUCACCACCACUGCAACCAUUUCAGCUCCCAUAGCCCCCAGCGCCGUCAACCCUUCGACUGACCUUUUCAGCGAUCUCUUUGAUUCCAUGCCAGACACGAGCUUCACCACAGCAGCAGACCCUGCUCCCAGUGCUGACUUGUUUACAGCAGCGGAUGUGUUCAGCUCCCCUGCCCCCAUCCUCUCCUCCGCACCCCCACCCAAAAUUGACACGGGAGCCAUCAUGAACCUGUUUGGUGGUGGGUAACUCGCAUGACUGCCUGUCCUCUCUCUGUCUCCCCUGUUCAUGAACGCAUCGUCAGCGAAGACGAGUAGAAACAUCGACUCGAACAACUAAUAUUGUAUAAGUUUCAUGAUUUUGUGUUGUCAGGACUGAUAGAUAUCUUGUGGAUCGAUCAUGGAAGUAUCACAAGCAGACACCUGAGAUGAAGCUUGGUCAUGUUGAAAUAGUUGAAUUAUUUAUGAGCUGCAAGCUAUGAAUUUUGUGUGGGCUUUUUCCUUUCCUUUCCUUUUUGCUGGCCUCAGUGUCUUUAUUCAAAGUAUCAUUAGCACAGAUGAGUGUAUGUGUGCAUGUGUGAGUGUGUUUUAA